This is a messenger RNA of Trachemys scripta elegans, 5741 nucleotides long. RefSeq names its product neurite extension and migration factor (gene NEXMIF). The record is from RefSeq and is a predicted model, not a curated record. Lineage: Eukaryota; Metazoa; Chordata; Testudines; Emydidae. Gene Ontology annotation, cellular component: nucleus. The coding region runs from base 781 to 5304 and encodes 1507 amino acids. Gene Ontology annotation, biological process: negative regulation of neuron migration; negative regulation of cell-matrix adhesion; negative regulation of cell-cell adhesion mediated by cadherin. The transcript is spliced from 5 exons.
GGGGGUGCGCGCCCUUUAUGACAGGUGGCCGCGCGUUGCGCGCUCCCGGGGAAAGCAAGGUGGUGGUGGGAGGGGGGAGGGGGAGAGAGUCGGUCCAGCGGCAGAGGAGACAAUGGCAGCGGCGACAGCAGCGCUGUAGGCACCUUCUGAAUGGGAAAAAGCAACCUGGGUGGGGGCGGAGGAGGAGGAGAGGAAGAAACAGCCGCGGCGGAGGAGGAGGAGGCGGAGGGGAGGAGGGAGCCACCCGCCCCCCCCGCAGCAAAGCAGGGGGCAGCCGGCAAGCUCCGGGUGACUGCAAGCGGGAGCGGGCGGGGGGGCUCGGCGGCCAGGGUCCCCGGCAUGGCUGCGGGGCCAUGGGGGCUGCCGUGAGCCGCGCCGGGCGCUGAGAGGCGCGGGGAAGCGCUGGCUCCAUCACCCCCCGGAGGAGGGAGGCAGGCGCGUCCACCUGCACGCACGGGAGAGCCGGGCUCAUGGAGCGGCGGUGACUGCAGCAGCCGCCGCCGCAAUCCCCAGCCUUGCCUGCUGGAGGCAGGGGGGGUGGCCCCCAGCCAGCCCCACGCUCCCCGGCCCCCCUCGCGGGCUCGCCGCCAAGUCUCCUUCAUCAGCAAGUAUAAACCCUUCCACUCUCCUCUUCACCUACCCAAAGACCAAAUCUGGAAAAAGUAACCAAAAGGGAGGCCCACAUCAUAAACAAAACAGGGAAAGCGGGAUGGUGUUGAAAUAAUUUAAGGGUUGGCCAGAUGCAGCGGGGCAUGGAAUGAACAAUAAGAGGUUAAAUUGAUGGAUGACCAACAAGAUAAGGAUUGUGCCUCAGAAGACCAUGAAACUAUCCUGAUUAAUGGGGUGAAAGAAAAUGAAUCACAUGACCCAGACAGUGAUGAGAAGCCUUGCACUGCUGCAGAUGCUGCGGUUACAUUUUCAGCCUUGACAAUAGCUCAGAAGGAAAAUCAAGUGUGCCACCGAGUGCUGCCUCCUCUGACUUCAAAGAAGCCCUGUUUGUUGAGCCCUCCUUCUCCUCUGAGACUCACUGAUGUACCUGAGCACACUUCAGAUGACUCGUCCGCACACGCUAUUUCUCUUACAUCUUGUGUUACAAAGGGCAUGAGCUCCUGGUCUCUGCCAGGCGAUUGUGAGAAGGCUCCAUUCACAAUUAUGGAGCCCGGAGGCAUGUCAGCUCUGACUGGUGACUGCUUGAUGCAGCCAAGCCGGACCUGUCUAGGCUGCUUUAUUGAAUCAAAGGACGGCAUUGAUGCAGAGCCGGGAAUAAGCUUGAAAGUGGGUGAUAUAAAUAGGGAUUAUGACACCUGUUCAGUCUCUGAUAUAGGGAUUCACUGCAUGAGCACAGGAGAAACCAUGAGAUAUGGGGAUCAGCUGCUUUCAGACCAGCUUUUAAGCUUCCCUAUGCAUAAAUCGAGGGCAGCAGACAAAAGAGAUGCAGAGAAAUCUGACAGUGAUUCAGAGGACCCCACUCAGAAAAAUUAUUACGAGGGAUUACUAUCAGACAAAUGCAAUGGUGAGGAACCUUUGCUAACAAAUCCCAACCAGGAGUGGGGCUAUUUCGAAUCUUUCAUUAGUGAAAGUAAAAUUGAGCUGCUUGACCUUUGCUCCAAAAAUGAGCUCUCUGUAAACCUGUUUUCUGAGGAAGACGUGGAUAAUUACAUGUUUGAUGAUGAUGAUUCAACCUUGGGAAGUGACGUCUGCUCCUUAAAGAUUAGAUAUGAAUCUUUCCAAGACAACGUGAGGGAGAAGACCAACGCCCUGCAAGAGGAUGCCCAGUUCAACUUCUUUCCCAGCGUGUUUGGCAACUGCACUAAAAGGGACAGCAAGAGCACCCUGAAGAGGGGUUCUGGUGGUGGUGCUGACCCUUCCCAAUUUAAAUCCGAAGAGGGCAUCAUUUGGGGGGAGGAAGAGGAGGACGGAGAGGAGGAGGACGGAGAGGAGGAGGAGGAGAAAGCUGCCUUAAAUAAAACUUGCAACAGUACAGAGGUGGUGCAAUAUAUAGGCUCUAAAAGGAGCCACUUCUUGGACUCUGUUAAUUCCACAGAGGACUCUGGGGAGUUCAGCGAUGACAGCACCUGCACGGAGUCCUCGGAUGACGUGCUGCGGGAUAUAAAGGACUGUAGCAGGUACCUGUCCAGGGAACAUUCCAAUUCCUUCAUUCAGCAGAACUAUGGGCUGCGGGCAAAGAGGAAAGUGCGAUACAGCGAUGAUUAUUUGUACGAUGUGGAUUCCAUUGAGAGUGAGAAGAUUCUGGAUAAGAAAGAGUGGCUCCCGGACGGACCCAAAGAGGAAGAUGACGAUGAAUGGUGCCCAAAGAAAAGGCGAAAAGUCUCUCGCAAGGAGCCCCCAGUUAUCAUCAAGUACAUCAUCAUCAACAGAUUUAAAGGGGAGAAGCAUAUGCUGGUGAAGCUCAGUAAAGUCGAUGCCAAUGAGACAACUGUUACCCUAAGUGAGGAACUGCUCAGCAAGUAUGAAAAACUGGCCCCACUGAAGGGCUUCUGGCAAGAGAGGCAGCAGAGCCGGAUGGAUUAUCUUAGAUCAUCUCUCUAUCACAAACAGAAUUUCUAUCUUAAUGGCUCGGAUGUCUCAUUCCUCCCUCACCCAAGAAAGCGAAAAUGCAAACUAGCAAACAGGCACAGGAUUCAAAGAAUUAAAGCCAUUGAGCAAUCAGUGAACAAACCGGGCUCCUGUUCCUCUGAUCAGAAGCAGCCUUGCAGCAGUAAAGAGGAUGCAGGCCUGAAAGGGAUGCAGACAUUAGCCAUCGCUACCCCCAGCUGUGCAAACGGAUUACAUUUAAAUGACAUCACAGGCAUUGCCUCAGUGAAGUACAAAUCACAGGACAGGGAAUAUAAGGGGACAGAGAGGAAAGUGCUACGCCGAAUCAAAUUCAAAAGUGAAGCCAGGUUGAAAUGCAAGAAAAUCAAAGCUGCCACAAAUAUGGGAGAAAUCUCCCCUGCCUUGGAAAAUCAGGACACAGCACCUAGUUUGAAGGAUGAAAAUAUUCCUUGUGCUUCAGACAGCUCCCGUAUUUCUGAGUGCCAUGAGGAUAAGGUUGCUAAAAAUUCUACUUUCCUGCCAGCCACUUGCUCUCCGGACAAGCCUCUACCACCUGCUAAUAUCACCACCAAUGUACCCCUGAUCCCCGGUGGGUAUCUGCAGACAUUGUUAGACGCUUCUGAUUUGUCAAGUAACACUGGUAUCUCAUACUUCACCCAGCAUCCCCCUGAACAGCAGCAUUCCCUCCCAAGCAUUGUUCAGGCAGAAAAGCAGUUCUCUGCUCUGCAGACAGCCCAGAGUUGUGUGCUGUCCCCGCCUUCUGAAUCUGAACUGCAGCAGUCACCUGGCCACUUAGAAAUCGAGCAGAGCAACUUCAAUAGCAUGUGGCCAACAAACAAGGCUGCCAGCAGCAACCAUCAGGAAUUUGCAAGUGACAUGAGGGAGGCUUCUGCGUUAUCAAAUGAGUUUGGUGGCUCAGCAGGAGCAGACAACCUCCCAGCCUCUGGAUACAGUCAAGUAAAUCUGAAUAGCAGCAAAUUGCUAUACCAAAAAAAAUAUGUGCCGGAUAACCAACAAGUGCAGUCUGAUGAUUCUUAUCAGUCAUGUCAUUUUAAUAAUGGAGAGGGGCGCUUUCAUUUCCAACGAGGUACACUAAGUACAGAUGAUGGCAGACUCAUUAGUUUUGAUUCAGUGGGCUCAUUGUCAGUUAGUUCGAGCAAUUACAGUUCUUUAAGUCUAAAGUCUUGUGAAAAGGACGGCGAAGAUGAUAUUAAUGAUGAUUUCUUGGCCCACUGCAGUCCCAAGCUAGUGAUCCAACAAAGCAUAGAUGAAAUAACGCCUUUGAAAGAGUCUACGGACCUUUUAGACAUCUCCAACUUCACACCUGAUAAGUUCCGUCAGUCAUCGCUUUCGGAAAUGUCUCCUCCCGACACCCCCAACCUUUCCCCUCAGAUAACCGUGUCAGAUACCAAAUCGCUAGGCAAUCUGAAAGGUUUUCAGGAGACCACUCAGACUGUGCUAAGCAAUACUGAUAAGGUCAAGUGGAACUGUGGGGUUCUCCAGACCCAAGAUCAGGCAGAUAAUGGGUUUACUUUAAAUAAUCAUCAGUUUCAGUUCCAUAUGUUCAAUGAUGAAGAUUCUGUUAGCCUCCUUGAAAAAAGUCCAUGCUUGUCAACAUUUAAUGAGCCAUCUGGUCAAAUUAGCACCAAUAGCAAAGUGUCAAAAUCUAAGAGGAAAAGUUCAUCCAGCAAGAAUGUAGGUACAAACCAAAGUUCUCCCCAGAAAAACACUAGGAAAAAAUCUCCGAAAACUAACAAAGGAACUGAUAAACCACAAAGUAAGAAUUCCAGGCAGACUCCCAAGUCAACAAGGAAAGGGAAAAAUGCAGCUGGAGUCAAUGGUGAAAAGGCGCAAGCAGUUGGCAGCAGGACAGUCAAUCAGUUAAAUAAUACAGCCUCAACAACAAAGGCACUAGCUGAAUGCAUUCAGCACCGCAGCCCAACCUCUGUAAAGAUAGGGAAGCAUAAUGGACUAUCUGGUGAAUGGUCACUAAGAAAAGACAAUAGUACAGGCUGGUCCGAAACUAGCAUAGCAAACACUAACAACCUCCUUGAUGAUGAUCAAAGGGAAUUUGAGGAACCUUCCAAUAUUUUAUCUAACAUUGCAUCUGGAAUGGCAGAUGUUCAGAGAUUUAUGAUGGCCUCAAUCGAACCUUUAUGGGGGCCUGUAGGCCACAACAGCGUCCCAGAUAUAUUCCGGUCGCCUGAAUCUAACAGCCUGAAAUUGAAAACUCUUAAAAUUUUGGCAGGGACAUCACAAGAGUCCAAGAAAAAGGGAAAUGGUAAUUCCCCGGGAACUGCGAAGAAUCACAAGUCAAGCAACAAGGGCUCAAGCAAAAAUAAUGGCAAAGCCACAACUUGUGAUCCCAGUCGCCCCAACUGUUCAACUGGGUACAAUAUAGACAUUCACUCUCCCUUUUUUGAUAAAAGCUAUAGUAACCUGAGCACUUUAGGCAAUAAUGGACCUACCCAUAAAAAGCUGUACCGUCAUAAAUCAAGUUCUAAAUCACUGAGGGAUGAGAACUGUAAAGUAAAGCGAACAGACCGUGAACAGAACCAUAAGGACCCAUCUGUGACAGCUUCUUUUGAAAAACUGAGGGAAUCAGACUACAUUCUUCUUAAAGCAGAAACAACAUUUUUGGUUUUACCUGUGUUUGAAGAAGAGACUCCUUUUUCUAGAAAGACGUUUGAUGUUUGGUUUUUUUGGUUUUUGUUUGUUUCUUUCAAAAUAUGCCUUGUGGUAUGUUGAAAUGUAAGUGCUGAAAUGAAGAGUUUGAAAUUGUGGGAAUUUAUUCUUUGAAAGCAAACCUAAUCUGGUAUUCUCUGUGAAAGACUUUUAAAAGUCAUACUGUUGUACAGUAGUUUAUGCACUAUUACCCACAACAACAACAAAAAUUGUGCCAAACUAUGAACAAGUGACUGUAUUGUACAUAUUUUUACUUCUCUAUCAACAUUGGGUUGUGAGUGUUUUCUGGAACUAUGCCUUUUGAUUUACUAUAAACAUUCCAGUGAUUAUGUAUUAACCACCCCCUUUGGAAGCACCUGUAACUCACAGUGAAAAUGAUGUUGUUCACUUAUACAACUUACCAAAAGUUUGAUGGACAUAACUAAAAGUGUGCCAAAUUUACUUACCUCAUUUCAUGGAUUUGCCCUGUGGUUUAAAGCUCUCUCACACACACACACACA